Messenger RNA from Ostreobium quekettii, 843 nucleotides. The record is from the annotation of a GenBank genome assembly. Lineage: Eukaryota; Viridiplantae; Chlorophyta; Ulvophyceae; Bryopsidales; Ostreobiaceae.
AUGGAGAUGGCGCUCUCGUGUCGCGGCGGGACACUGAAGUGCCGGUGGAUUCAGAAGGAGCGGCGCGUCGCCGCGAAACGCGCCGUGUCGGAAGCCACGCGGUCAUGGCGGGAGGGGAUUGAGUGCGGCGGGUCGGUGCAGAUGCCGUCGGCGGAGCCGGAGCGGGCGAACCCGUUCGUCGCCGGCGUUGUGGGGACGGUGGUCGCCGGGGCGCUGCUGUUGAGCCCACAAGCAGCUGUGGCGGACAUGAUUGAGACUGUCGCGCCCUCCACAAUGGCAGAGUACGCCAAGCCCUUGCCUCAAGAAACAGUUGACAAGGGCCGUGUGUGGCUGUUCCUUGUCCUCGGCGCCACUGGUCUGUUCCUUGGCACAGUUGCUUUAGAAAAUGUGGAGGGCUUCUUCCCUGCUAUAGCCAAGGCUAACAAGGCAAUGGCAAGGAGCCGAGCAGGGGAAUAUGAGCAGGAGGAAGCCUAUGCAGAGGAGUCUGAAAUCGCAGUGGCCCGCCCAUCCCAGGAAGUCACGGACGACCCAUACUAUCGAGCUGUAGAGGAUGGCCUUGCUGCUGCGAGGGCAGAACUUUUGGAUGAGUACAAGAGUGCAGGCAUGAUGCCCAUGACUGAGGCAUCCGGACCCCCGUCGCCUUCUGUUCCAUUGCCUGACUUGGUGGCUGGAAACGAGGACCAGAGCAACGCUGACGUCAUGGGCAGUGGUCCGCAGGGGAUGUCGGCGGAGAGUGCGACUCAAGACCUGGGUGGGACGCCUGUGGUGUCUGGCAGCAACGGCCAGGAGGACGACGCUGUUGAUGGUGCACCACGUGGAGCUAUAGGGCAAACGGUCGAGUAG